GUCGGUUCACAUUGACAUUGCGGUUUAGCAUCGUAGGGCAGGUGGCAGGUUUUGGUUUCACAAUUGUGAAGUGGCCUGACCUGACACAUUCAUUCAUUUUCAGCGAGUCAUUGCCGUAUGACGGGUUGCUUAUUUUUUCUGAAACUUCAUUUUCAUCUCAUAUCCUCCUAAUUUCGACGUCUCUAUUGGUAUUUAGAAAAAGACCUACAUCGCAAUGGCCGUAAGAGUUAUAAAUGAUGACAAUCAUUUCCAUGGCGAACUGUCGGCUUCCGGAUCUAAGUUAGUUGUUGUCGAUUUCACAGCAACCUGGUGUGGUCCGUGUCAGAUGAUUGCUCCAGUGUUUGAGCAGCUUGCUGGGAAGUAUCCCCGAGCUGUAUUCCUCAAGGUGGACGUUGACAAGUGCCAAGAAACUGCAGCAGCGCAAGGUGUAUCUGCUAUGCCUACAUUCAUUUUUUACAGGAACAAGACUAAGGUGGAUCGUAUGCAGGGUGCAAAUCCCUCUGGUCUGGAGUCUAAAAUUCAACAGCUGUAUGGUUCUGGCGAUGCUGAUGAAGAGGAAGAAGAUGGUGUUGCUGGACACAUGGAUCUCAGUCCUUUCAUAGCCAAAAAUGAAUGCGAGUGCUUGAAUGAAGCUGAUGACCAUCCCUUCACCAACUGUUUGACCAACAGUCCAACAUAUCUCGAGUCAGAUUGUGAUGAGCAGCUCAUCAUAUCUGUUGCAUUCAACCAAGCAAUUAAAUUGCAUUCCCUUAAAGUCAAAGCACCUAGUGACAAAGGUCCUAAGAAAUUGAAGAUUUUCAUCAACCAACCCAGAACUUUGGACUUUGAUUCAGCUGACUCAAACCAACCCAUACAAGAACUGGAACUGAAGCCUGAAGAUUUGAGCGGAACUCCAAUAAAUCUACGCUAUGUGAAAUUCCAGAAUGUUCAAAAUGUUCAAGUGUUCAUUCAGAACAAUCAAGGGAAUGAGGAAACAACUCAAAUUCAGCAUCUUUCAUUUAUCGGUUCACCUAUUGAAACCACCAAUAUGACAGACUUUAAGAGAGUUGCUGGAAAGAAAGGGGAAAGUCAUUAAAAAACAUUUCCUAAUGGUCUGUUGAAAUGAGAUGCUGGAGAAUAACAUGUUUGAUCGGAAGAACUAAGCAUUUGUAGCUUUCGUGCAGGGUGAAGUCUGUGUAAUCUUAUGUCUCAUUUAUGUAAUGGGGCUCUCCAUUAAAUUUUUUAACUUGUAUCUUU
This is a messenger RNA of Thrips palmi, 1236 nucleotides long. RefSeq names its product thioredoxin-like protein 1 (gene Txl). The coding region runs from base 215 to 1075 and encodes 286 amino acids. The transcript is spliced from 6 exons. The record is from RefSeq and is a predicted model, not a curated record. Lineage: Eukaryota; Metazoa; Arthropoda; Insecta; Thysanoptera; Thripidae.